Molecule: messenger RNA, 1065 nt
Organism: Trametes versicolor FP-101664 SS1
Lineage: Eukaryota; Fungi; Basidiomycota; Agaricomycetes; Polyporales; Polyporaceae
Exons: 3
Coding region: 1-1065 (354 amino acids)
Molecular function (GO): protein binding
Source: RefSeq, a predicted model, not a curated record
AUGAAUGCUAACAAGUGGUACCUGUUUAAUGUCGACAAACAGCAGCGAGCCCAAACCUUCUUCGGGACGCUGGACGAGUUACUGCUCGAAGGAACCCCUGAAGAGGAUCCAGGAGGGCACACAGCGCUGCUCAACAGCCUCCGCACGCCGUGUUUGCCGAGAGAGGUCGAUGAGUGGUUAUCCGCGGGCGGUGAAACCAGACAACAGUCCCCUCUCGCAUGGCUCCCUGUCGAACUGUUGGAUAUGGUCCUGGACGAGUUGUUGAUGCGGGACGUGAUCAUGUUCGCAAUCACCUGCAAGAGUCUGCUCAUCACAACGGAACGGCGCGUCCUCGCCGUGUUGAAAGCUCUCCACGCUCCCUGGCAGAACGGCCGGCUCAUCUUGCUCGGUAUGGACGGCACAUAUAGGCGCGCUGACCUCCCCACUGGCCUCUUCAAUGACGCGGAGUGGCAGCGGAUUGCGACCACGCCCCCACCGCAGGCGCACAGAGGAGUGCUUGUGCAAUCUGCCAAGGUCCUCGACAUCUGGGGUCUCGCGCGGUACGAGAUGACUCUCGGCGGACGUGACUCUCUAUACCACCUGCGCAGGCGCGUGCCCACGACGUUGCGCCCCAUCAGAGGCCCUUCCUACGGGCAGUGGAACACACCCUCCGGCGGGGUGUCUGCGAAGCGUAGCGAUGGGCCAAGCGACUUCCGGAUGUUCUCCAUGCUUUGGGGGUGUGCGGGCGUGGCGUACCCGGAAGGGGCGCGCGUCCUGUGCAACAUAUCAAAGGGCGAGUAUAUCCGGGAGGACACCCUGACGGUUGCAAGGGACACGGACGCGACGCUGGCACAUGCGUUUCUUGCUCGUAUCGCUUGGUCGACACAGCUCUCCGUCACGGCGGAGUGCUUGGACUGGGCGAAAGAAGAGGUCAAGCACGGACCGUGGGCGGGCGACCGAUUUUGCGUCGCGACGAUGGACACGCUGCCGGUGCUUGGACGAGGAGUGGGUCCGUGGGCGGAUGUGACGGACGCGGCGGAUCGGCUGCUACGGGAUCUCAAGGGAGUGGCCGUCCCUACAUUCUAA